Messenger RNA from Vicia villosa (hairy vetch), 783 nucleotides. RefSeq names its product germin-like protein subfamily 3 member 1. The record is from RefSeq and is a predicted model, not a curated record. Gene Ontology annotation, cellular component: cell wall. The transcript has a single exon. Bases 7 to 642 code for a protein of 211 amino acids. NCBI's taxonomy places the organism in Eukaryota, Viridiplantae, Streptophyta, Magnoliopsida, Fabales, Fabaceae. Gene Ontology annotation, molecular function: manganese ion binding.
UCAAAAAUGAAGAUAGUUCUCAUUACUCUUUUCCUUGUUGCUCUUCUUUCAUACACCUCUAAUGCUUCUUCUUUUACCAAUGAUUUUUGCGUUGCAAACCUAGGGCUUUCAAAAACCCCUUCUGGUUAUCCAUGCAAGUCAGAAACUAUUGUAACAGAGAAUGAUUUCGCAUUCUCAGGUUUUGUAGCCCAAAGAUUAAAGAGCCCUUUUAAUGUUGGAUUUAAAGUAGCAACUGUCAAUAAUUUACCAGGUCUCAAUGGACUUGGUAUCUCGGCGGCAAGAGUUGAUUUUGGUAUAAAUGGAACUGUACCAAUGCAUAUUCAUCCCGACGCAACCCAAUUAACAAUUGUUGUUGAAGGUGUCAUUACUGCUGGAUUUAUCACACCAACAAAUGCUUAUGUGAAAACUCUAAAAGCUGGUGAUGUUUACGUUGUUCCAAAAGGACUAUUGCAUUUUACAAUUAACUCUGGUCCUCGAAAAGCUCUUGUUUAUUCUGCUUUUAGUAGCGAUAAUCCGAGGUUGCAUAUACUUGACAAGUUAUUAUUUGGUAACAACUUAGAAACUCGCACAAUUAAAAAGACUACCCUCCUUGACGAACUUCAAAUUAAGAAGCUUAAGGCUCAGUUUGGUGGUAGUGGCUAAGAUUACAAGCAUAUGGUUCAUCCUCUUUGUUUGUUUUAAAUUUAGUUAAUUAUGUCAACAAUAAAUGUUAUGUGUGUCUUUAUUUUACGUUUUUAUGUCAAUUUUAAUUACAAUAAUAUAAGAGGAUGACAUGGUUCUUAA